CAGACUUUGACUAAGGCGUGCUUCGAACUUUUCCAAAAAGAUAAAAAUCCUACUGAUUAUAUUAUGCGUGAUACUGUUUAUAAUGCUUUAGUUGAGGAACAUCCUGAUGAAAUCACAAAAAUUGAAUGUGCUAAGGGCGGUUGGAGUAAGUACUGGACAGAAGUACUUCAAUCAACGAAUGCAGUAAUCAAUGUCUUUGGCAAGGCUUUUAUUGGAGAUUUUCUCGGUCACAAGGCAACAACUGAAGAAGCGAAUGAUUACCUUUGGAGUGAAGUAGAUCUGAAUAAUAACGAUUCACACGAUACUUAUAUAAAUCGUAUUAUUAAAGAUGUGUUGAAAAUAAAUGAACGUACUGCUGAUAACUGUGCAUUU
Messenger RNA from Funneliformis caledonium, 372 nucleotides. The record is from the annotation of a GenBank genome assembly. Lineage: Eukaryota; Fungi; Glomeromycota; Glomeromycetes; Glomerales; Glomeraceae.